Dothidotthia symphoricarpi CBS 119687 is the source of this 2925-nucleotide messenger RNA. Its product is annotated as MFS general substrate transporter. Gene Ontology annotation, biological process: pyrimidine nucleotide-sugar transmembrane transport. Bases 1 to 2925 code for a protein of 974 amino acids. Gene Ontology annotation, molecular function: pyrimidine nucleotide-sugar transmembrane transporter activity. The transcript is spliced from 7 exons. NCBI's taxonomy places the organism in Eukaryota, Fungi, Ascomycota, Dothideomycetes, Pleosporales, Dothidotthiaceae. Gene Ontology annotation, cellular component: Golgi membrane. The record is from RefSeq and is a predicted model, not a curated record.
AUGUCCAAGGACCCUGAGCUCGCAAAGGACGACCUUGAAGUCACUAGUUCCCUUUCAUCAUCCAGGAACUAUGCCGCUCCUAUCCAAGGUUCGAACCAUGAACUGAACUUCGAGCACGAAAAAGCACUAUGCUGGAAAUUCGACUUGCGGAUUCUACCCAUGCUGGCCCUCAUGUACCUCUUCAACGCGCUCGACAAGGGUAAUCUAGGCAACGCGAAAACAGAUGGCAUGGACAAAGAUCUUGGGUUCAAGGGGAAUCAGUACAACACCAUGCUGUCCAUCUUCUACGUUCCCUACGUCAUUUUUGCGCCGCCGAUUGGCAUGCUGGGAAAGAAAUAUGGACCGAAUCGCGUGUUGCCCAUCAUGAUGUUCUGUUUUGGGAGUUUUACACUGUUGGCAUCGUGUGUGCACAACUGGAGUGGAAUGAUGGCGCUGAGAUGGUUUUUAGGCAUGGCCGAAUCUGCCUUCUUCCCACUGGUCAUUUACUACUUGACCACAUUCUACCGACGUGGUGAACUCGCUCGGCGCCUCGCCAUCUUCUAUGCAGCGUCGAACAUUGCCAACGCAUUCUCUGGCCUGCUCGCUUUCGGUGUUUUCCAAAUCAAGUCAAGCCUCGACUCAUGGCGAUUCCUGUUCAUCAUUGAGGGAUCUCUCACCGUUUGCUUCUCCUUCUUCGCCUACUGGUAUCUCCCCAAAAACUCAUACGAAGCCAGUUUCCUCACCGAGGCUGAGAAGAAGCUUGCCUACGCCCGUAUCCAGGUCGAUAGUUCCGCAGUCGUCAAUGAGAAGUUCAACCUCAGGGAUUCCCUCGCCAUCUUCAAGAUGCCUGCCACAUACGGUUUCCUCGCCAUCGAAGUCUGCCUCGGAGUCCCCCUGCAGUCCGUCUCGCUCUUCCUUCCGCAAAUUGUCCAGCGCCUCGGAUACAACAAAGUCAAGACGAACCUCUACACGGUUGCGCCUAACGUCGUGGGUGCUGUUGUACUGCUCAUUCUGGCUUUUGCGUCCGAUUAUACCAGACUUCGAUUUCCGUUCAUCGCGCUCGGUUUCCUUCUGACGUUCGUCGGGUUCGUUAUUUACGCUACAAUCGACGUAGCAAACUCUCUCACCGUUGCGUAUUUCGCCUGCUUCAUGAUGACUUGGGGCACAUCCGCACCGUCUGUUCUUCUCUCUACAUGGUAUAACAACAACGUCGCGGAUGAGAAUCGCCGUGUCACGCUUACUUCCAUCGGAGUGCCUCUCGCAAAUUUGAUGGGCGUGGUCAGUUCGAACAUCUUCCGUACGCAAGAUGCGCCAAAAUACAUUCCCGCGUUGGCUACUACGGCGGCGUUUGGUGCGAUGGGUAGUUUGUGUGCGUUGCUGUUGGGUGUCUAUAUGACGAUUGACAACAAGAGGAGGAACAAGAAGCAGGGCGUCAACCUGACUGCAAGAGAUGUCAGUACGGAGAAGUUGAGGGAUGGGCCGAAGAACCCUGACUUUAGGUGGUUUUUAUGGUCCUAUCUUAUCGGACCGCGACAUCACCCAGCCUCACGCGCCUCACUCAAGUCACCCGUCACGGGAGCAGCUCGAAGCUGUCUACUCCAUCUGACUUCCACCAUCCUCCAAACAACAUCAACCUCCUCUUCGCUCAGCAUCGCGAAGCUCGAUAAGCCUGCGCGAGUCACACCGGCAGAGCGCGACUCACCCAUCAUGGCGGUCAAAGCUAUGGUUCCGGUCCUUGUGGGCAUGAUGUUGUUGACGGGUUGCUGCAACACUCUGUUGACCAAAUACCAAGACAUGCAAUGCGUAGGGAACUGCGACUCGCCGACGCCCAAAUACCGUAAACACUUCGAGCAACCCGUGCUUCAAACCCUGCAGAUGUUCAUAGGUGAAAUGGGCUGCUGGCUUGUCAUCGGCGCGUUCACACUGUGGCAACGCUAUGCCAGCCACAGGGCAGGCUAUGAAACUAUCCCCAACAACCCCAGUGGAGGUGACUCUGCUACACUGGGUUCGGAUGGUAGUGAUACGGCAGAGGUCGCGAACCCGUUGAAGCCUGCGCAUGCCGACGAUGAGGGUAGGAUACCACUGGAGGGCAAAAACAUCUUCUUGUUGGCAUUGCCAGCGUGUUGUGAUAUCGCGGGUACAACGCUUAUGAAUGUCGGACUGUUAUUUGUGGCAGCCAGUAUCUACCAGAUGACGAGAGGCGCGUUGGUUCUGUUCGUUGGACUCUUCAGUGUCUGGUUCUUGAAGCGCCAUCUUGGACUGUACAAGUGGUUCUCCCUCUUCGUUGUUGUAUUCGGUGUCGCAAUUGUCGGACUGGCAGGCGCAACCACCAAGGACGACAAGGCGACACCAUCACAUCAGUCUCUUCACGAGAUGACUGCGGACCCCAUCAAGUCGCAAGCCGUUAUGACUGUCAUCGGCAUUGCUCUCAUUGCAGGCGCGCAGAUCUUCACCGCAACACAGUUCGUGCUCGAGGAGAAGAUCAUGGCAAAGUACGCUAUGGAGCCCAUCAAGGUCGUUGGUUGGGAGGGCGUGUUCGGGUUCCUGGUAACGGCCAUAGGUAUGGUCAUCCUGCACUUGACCAUUGGCACCGGAUACUUCAACGCGAAGGAAGGUUUCUACCAGAUGACGCACUCCCGCGCCAUUGCCGUAUCUUCCAUCUUGAUUAUGAUAAGCAUCGGUGGCUUUAACUUCUUCGGUCUUUCUGUGACACGCACCGUUUCCGCUACCUCGCGCUCGACGAUCGAUACUUGCCGUACACUUUUUAUCUGGGUUUUCAGUCUGGGCCUUGGCUGGGAAACGUUCAAGUGGCUGCAGGUUGUGGGCUUUGCAGCACUGGUGUAUGGCACGUUUUUGUUCAAUGAUCUCAUUCAGCCGCCGCUUAAGGCGUGUGUGGAGAGGAAGCCUGAGCCGCUCUUGGUGGAGGACCCAAUCGAGCAUCACUGA